CCCUGAGCUCAGACUCUCUGACAUCUCUGAACUGAUCACAGUCUGGCAGAGAACAAUGAACUUUACAAAAUGGAAGAGGCCAUAAAACAGGGAGUCCUUCACGUGCAACUGCAGCAGAAAUUUGGCAAGAAAUGGAGAAAGGUUUGGGUUUUGCUGUUUGGCGAGAGUACAUGUUCUGUGGCCCGUCUGGAAUAUUACGAGUUCAAGGAGGCCAUGAGCAUGACAGAACGGCAAGGAGCCAGGAAAACGGAGAACAAGAAGGUCAUCAAACUCAGCGACUGCAUUCGCAUUGUUGAGGCCCUGACCGAGAGCUGCCCCAGUGAAUGCCGCUCAUUUUGUUUGGAAACUAUUGACAAACAGUUUUUCUUCGCCGUUGAGUCGUCAGAUUAUGAGGACUGGAACCAGAGUCUGUGUGAACUCGCCUUUCCGAUGAAUUGGAGUGACUGGCCUACAAUGAACAAAAACAAUGGGAAGCAGGCCUCAAAGAAGGGGAAAAGCAAUCUGAUGACAAUGGAGGAGAAUACACUGUACGGCACCCGAGCAGCAGUGAAAGACUUCAGGGUCACAGUGAGGAAAACAGAAGCUGCAGACAGAUGUAACCUUCAAGGAACAUUCCUUCUCACAAUGGAGAAAGAUGGAUUAGAGCUCAAGGAUCUUAAAAGUGGAGAUGUUCAGUACACCUGGCCAUACAAAUUUUUGAGGCGCUUUGGACGAGAUAAGGUCACAUUCUCCUUUGAAGCUGGAAGGCGAUGCAUGUCUGGAGAAGGCAAUUUUGAGUUUGAUACCAGACAGGGGAAUGACAUUUUCCACAUCAUUACAUCUGCCAUCCAAGAACAGAAACAAAGGAAUGAGUCGGAUCAUCAGCUGUCUCGCAGUUUGGAGAAUGAAACUGCUCUAAGUGCCAGGCCCCUCCCAGUCCCUGAUCAUGGGCUGGAAGAGGAGGCACAGCAACGAGACUGUGGGGAAGAACAAGGCCAGAGUUCAAUCAAUGUCAAAGCUGAGUUUCCAAAUGCUACUCUUCCAUCUCUGAGAUCUCUGUCUCUGGAGUCAGUCUGUGACACCAAGUCUUCCUCCACAAUGCCAUUCAGACAGGCAGUAAAGGGUCACCACAGUUAUCCAGCAGCUGGAGCCACAGGGAGUAUGGCUCAACUCCCAGAUGUCCAGUCAACUUAUUCAGAGGUCAGGGACGUAGUUGCAAAGUCCAGUUCACGAGGAAAUGCAAAAGCAACCAAAACUCACACUGGGAAGAAAUCAGAGAAUCAGUCUGCACCAGAGUCUGAUUAUGCUAUACCCUUUGACGCUAUAGCAAAGACAUUGCGCUUCCCACCUUUGAGUGGACUGCCUACCAUCCAACAGGACAACAAUGCUCCUGAGAAGACAUUCUCAACAUUUUUCCCUCAAAGUCUGGAAGAAUGUGCAGACCCUCUUUAUGAUACCAUAGACGAGUCCAACAUCCGAGGAAAAGCAAACUCAGCUUCAUCCAUGAACCUGCCCAAGGACCACAUCUAUGAUGAACCUGAAGGGGUGGCCACUCCUUCCAUCUAUGAUAACCCAGAAGAGGUGAAAGGCCAUGCAUGGAAGCUGCAGGGCUUGGACUGUGACACACGGGGGCAUGAGUACCCAUACAACCCAAACAUGGAUGAUUAUGCAGUGCCAAAAACAGCAACACAAGCCUUCGCCAAAAAGAAAUCGAGAGAGAGGCUGUAUCAAAAGGACAACACUGGAGCGUUGGAAAGUGAAUAUGACAAUGUACUGGUAAAAAUCUCAGAGAAAAAGGGAACCAAGUAAGAAAGCAAAAUGCCAGGUGGGGCUCAGCCAUCUGGUUUGAAAGUGAGCUAGGAAGGCUAAUAGCUGGAGGAGACACUCAGAGAUGCUGCACGCUGCCUGGUGAUGUGAAUGAAAAUAGGAGACAAUUCUCAGAACACGAGCCUUUCCAGAAUCACAGUGUUUCAGAACAGAACAGAAAGUGGCCUUUCAGUUCACCGUGGCCAAACUGGCCUCUCCAAAUCAGCACCUCAACUUUGUGACUUUCACCAGACUUUUCCCCAGCACCUUGCACAUUGUUGCCACUGAAAUAAUCAGCUAACACCCUCUUGAAUGCCUCAGUUGAAACCUGCCUUCACCAAAUUUCCAGGCAGCAUAUUCCAGGCACAAACCUCUCAUCGUGUGCAUGUGUUUUUUUCUCUCAUCACAUUUGCCUCUUUUGCAAAUCACUGAAAAUCUGUGCCCUCUCAUUCUUGCUCUUUUUCUGACUGAGAACUGUUUCUCCUGAUCCAACUAUCCAGCCUGCUUCUGAUUUUGGGAAGUUACCAGAUCUCCCCUUGGGCCUCUUCUGCCCACAGAGAACAGUCCCAACGUCUCCAAUUUCACCUCAUAACUGAAUGGUCUCAACCUUGGAAUCAUUCCAGUCAAUCUCUUCUGCACCUUCUCCAGUACGUUCACAUCCUUCCUGUAAGGUGACACCCACAGGUGGACCCAGCUGAGGUCUAUCAUGGUCUUGUACAUGGUCAACAUUGUCUUGCUGUGGUCCUCCAUGCCCUGAUUAAUAAGGCCAAAAACUCUGUGCACUUUAUUAAUUGUUCUUUCCAUCUUCAAUGAUCUAUACACAUUUCCACUCAGGUCCCUCUGCUCAAUGCAGCCCUUUUAGAAUUGUAUCCCCUAUUUUCUUCACAAGCCUGUUGGUGUAGUACCGUAUCUGGAACAUUGUCUGAAAAUCUAUUUGCAGCACAUGACCAGUAUUCCCAUCAUUGACCCUUCACGUUAACCUCCUCAUAAAUCUGAAAACUUCAAUAAAGUUGGUUUGACAUGACCUCCCCUUUGGAAGGCUGGCUCUUCCAAACAACCGUCCUUUUUCAUUCUACACCAAUUCUUCUUUUGUGAGGUUUCCUCACCAUUGAAGUUAAACUGACUGGCCCUGUAACUGCUCAGCUUAUCCUUACAAACAAGACCAUGAUUCCAGUCCAGGAAAAACUGUGAGAUUGCAGCCAGUGGCCCGACAAUUUCCACCCUCAUUCCCUUCAAUAGCCUUGGAUUCAAUCACAGAGCCUUGUCACAUUAGGGACCAACAGGCUAUCCAGCCUCAUCAAUUUUGUACCAUUUCAAUAACGGAGUCUCCUCCUUUGUCACCAUGCCCUAGGUAACUUCGACAUCCUUGGUAAAUACGGAUGCUAAAUAUUCAUUUCCUAUCUCAGCUAUGCCCCGACCCCCAUUUGUCUGAAACAAGGACAGCCAAAUGGACCUCACAGAAUCUGAGUUCCCCGGGUGGGGCUGGUAAUCUGGUUCUGGAAACCAUGGCUGACAGAUAAAAAUGGGAGUGGCAGGGAUCCUGCUCACUCUGGGAGCUGGCUGUGAGGGAGCUGGAUCAGUGUCAAGGACUGCCCACAUGUAAGUGAAGGGGGACUUGGGGCAGAAUUACUUCAAACCCCUUUUUAGAGUCACAGAGAUGUACAGCACGGAAACAGACCCUUCGGUCCAACCCGUCCAUACCGAUCAGAUUUCCCGACCCAAUCUAGUCCCACCUGCCAGCACCCGGCCCAUAUCCCUCCAAACCCUUCCUAUUUGGUUCCUAAUGAGCCCUACUCCUUGUUCUAUCACACUUUCAUUAUUUAUUUACAUUGAGGGGUCCUCAAUAUACAUUGGGUUUACACCUAUUGAGGACUCUUUGCCCAAAAGAAUAAUAUAAAUACAGGGCAGUAGAGACUGUAAAAGUGUUAAAGUCACCUUCCCCCACACAAAGCAACAGAUUAAAGUAGGGAUAGAGACUUAAAGGGAUGUUGUGUUUCAUAUUGAGCAACCAAACUAUGGGCUCAACAUGUACUAUACAGUACAACACAAUGUUAACACUGAGAUGACAUAAUGUGAUUCGAAGCAUCAGACAGGAUUCUGGGAGUUGUGCUAAGAUGGAGGCACAGACAUGCGUUACAAGUUGUAUGUUUUCUAUCCUAAGCUAAAGUGAGUCAAAAACCAUGCAAUGACAUGGGAAAUGUUAAGAUUCAUUCCUCACAACCUCAGCAAUGUGAAUGUGAAGCAACACGUUUCACGGCAACAGAUAUUCCAGACCCCUGUUGAAGACUUUGGGAUUCCCCUUUCUGUUGGUUGUCAGAUGUUUCCCAUCAUUCCUCUUUGCUUCUUCAAUAUGCUGUCUCUUCUCUCACUGAAGCUUGUGCAUUCCUGUUGGCUCCUGCUUGUAUUUCCUACCAGUUGCCUUCUGCAAGCACUCUCUUUUUGUCUUUAUCUUAACUUGAAUCUCUUGUAUUGUCAGGGAGCUCUGGAUUUGUUUGUCCUGGCUUUCCCUUCCGAGGGAAUGUAACUUGACUAUACCAGCACCAUCUCCUCUUUGAAGGUAACCCAUUACUCAUUGACAGGUUUCUCCAAGAUUCCUUCAGUCCAGUCCAACCUGCCCAGUUCAGGUUUUUGCCAGUUCUGUGUGGACAGCUGUGAGCAGGCCAGUGUGAACGUGUUCAAGGAUGAGUACAGCAAGGGGAGGCUCAGGGGAAAGGGAACCAGCAGCUAAAGCCUCCUGUCUCAGAUUACUCAAAAGAAACUAUGCUUGCAGUAAUAACCUUCCUUGUGAACCAGCUCAGCUCAUUAA
Hemiscyllium ocellatum (epaulette shark) is the source of this 4591-nucleotide messenger RNA. RefSeq names its product docking protein 2-like. The transcript has 5 exons. The record is from RefSeq and is a predicted model, not a curated record. Gene Ontology annotation, biological process: cell surface receptor protein tyrosine kinase signaling pathway; positive regulation of MAPK cascade. Gene Ontology annotation, cellular component: cytoplasm. Bases 70 to 1788 code for a protein of 572 amino acids. NCBI's taxonomy places the organism in Eukaryota, Metazoa, Chordata, Chondrichthyes, Orectolobiformes, Hemiscylliidae.